AUGCCGGUGGGGGGAGGGGCUCGGUACCUCCUGGGGGUCCGCAUGGGGCCGCAGUGGGGGGGGGGCACCCUGGGCAGGGUCACCCUGAGCCUGGAGGGGACGGAGGGGACAGCGGGGACAGCGGUGACCCCUGACCUCUGCUCCGGACAGCGCCUGGGACCCGGCAGGACUGUCUGGCUGGAGGUGACAGCCCCUCGGCCCCUGGGGACGCUGCUGCGCCUGCGGCUGCGCACGGAGCCGCUGCUGUCCCUUGUCCCCGACCGCUGGUUCUGCGCCGACGUCACCGUCACCGGGCCACACCCUGACGUCACCGAGACACACCCUGACGUCACCGGGACACACCCCGAUGUCACCGCAGGGGCCGUGCCCGUGGCCACCUUCCCGUGUCACCGCUGGCUGGACACUGGAGAGGUGGGCUCCCUACGCCCCGGGCUGGCCCUGGUGCCUUCGGGCCCUGCCCCCCACCCUGUGCCCGUGGCCACGCCCACCCGUGACGUCAUUGACCGUGACGUCAUCCCCGGCGACGUCACCUCCGCCGUCCCCGACCAUGAUGUCAGACGAACCGAUGACGUCAGAGGAACUGAUGACGUCACAAGAGCAGAUGGCAUCAGAGGAACAGAUGACGUCAGAGGAUGUGAUGACGCCGGCCGUCUGUUCCUGGUGGAUUUCGCGCUGCUCGAGGGGCUCCCCACGGGGAACAUCGGGGGGCACCCCCAGUUCUUGGCCGCCCCCCUCUGCCUGCUCUGGCUCAACCCCCAGGGCCGCCUCCUGCCCGUGGCCAUCCAGCUGUCCCAGCGCCCGGGGCCGGGGUCUCCGAUCUUCGUUCCCGGGGGUGGGGGCUGGGCCCUGGCCAAGCUGUGGGUGAGGGGCGCGCACUUUGUCCAGCACGAGAUGGUCACUCACCUCCUGCACGGCCACUUCCUGGCCGAGGCCUUCGCCGUGGCCACCCAGCGCCUGCCGGCCGUGCACCCCGUGCACCAGGCCACCUCGGUGGGCCGGGAGGGGACACUGGUGCUGGUGGCCCGUGGCCUGGCCGCGCUGACCUACGGCGAGCUCUGUGUCCCCGAGGACGUGGCCGAGCGCGGCGUUGGGGACAUCCCCGGCUACCACUACAGGGACGACGCGCUGGACAUCUGGGGGGCCAUCGAGAGGCUCUGUGGCCGCCCUGAGCUGGUCAAGUUCCUGACCAUGAUCAUCUUCUGCUGCUCCGCCCGGCACGCGGCCGUCAACAGCGGCCAGUACGAUUACAGUGCCUGGAUGCCGAACACGCCGGGGACGCUGCGGCGGCCGCCUCCGGCCAGCGCGGCCACCGAGGAGCCGCUGGUGGCCACCGUGCCCGACCCCGAGGUGACCACCGAGGUGACCACCCCGCCUGACCCCGUGGCCACUGAGGAGCUGCUGGUGGCCACCCUGCCCGACCCUGCGGCCACCGCGGCGCUGCUCGGACUGGUCAGUGUGGUCAGCUACGAGAGCGGAGAGCCGCGUCCCCUGGGCUCCCGUCACCAGGACCUGCUGACCGCUCCGGCCGCUGGCCGUGUCCUGGCCGCGUUCCGGACGCGCCUGGCCGGGAUCUCCCGACGGAUCCGGGCCCGGAACGCCCGGCUCGACCUGCCCUACCCCUACCUGGACCCCAGGUGUGUGCAGGAGAGCAUCUCCAUCUGA
Messenger RNA from Pseudopodoces humilis (Tibetan ground-tit), 1662 nucleotides. Lineage: Eukaryota; Metazoa; Chordata; Aves; Passeriformes; Paridae. The record is from RefSeq and is a predicted model, not a curated record.